AUGGUGGACCAUCCAGAAGAAGUUUUGGAUGGACUUGGGGGGGGUGCUCUAGGUGCUGGCGACUUUGCCGAGCAUGUGGAGCCUCUCCCCGCUCACUUGGGCGAUGGUUCAGUCAUGCCCGGGAUGGAGGUUGUGGAAGUCGAUGUGGACGUUGCAGCGCCAGAACGGGAUGGCGAGGAGUACGACUACAGCGAUUUGGAGAGUUGGAGCUUGGUAGCCCCGACACCGGGGGAUGUCCUAGAGGCCCUCAUCUCAGGAAGCGAGAUUGGGCCCGAAGCGGACGUUGCGGCCUUCCUGGUCGAGGAGACUUGGGUCGCUUCAGAUGGGGGACUGGGUGUAAAGUCCAAGUUCAUUGGAGCCCGGUUUCCAGGAACACAGAAGACCAUGUCCUCGUUGGUAAACCGCCAAAAGCAGUACCUACACAUUUGCCGCGCAGGGCCAGUGGAGUGUACUGUGCAGGAGGAGACCAUGAUACACAUUGGGUGUUUGCGAUGGUUUCGUCCGAGCCGUUUCGAGGCAUCUUACUUGACCAGCUCUGGGAAGCGUACCCUGUCCGAAGUGAGACGGUGGCGCGAGCAACAAGAGGAGUUGGCUGGGAACAUUCCCGCGCCUGCUCGAACCCCUUCUGGGAAAGGGGGGGCUACUCCGCCCCUUGCUGGAGUCGGAGACAGGUCCACGUCAAGGCUGGCCGCAAGAGAUGCAUUGGGAGCUGGCAGUGGCAAAGGUGCUACAAAAACGAGUCUGGAAGACACGUUGGCACGGCUUCGAGCACGUGUGGUUACACCUCCUGGUGGAGGGACUGGCCUUGGAGUUGGCAAGGGCGAUGCAGGACCCUCGCUGCUGGUGGACCGCAUGGAUGGGAGUCACGGAACUUCUCUCUCUGCGCAGGAAGGUCUGGGUCCGUCGCUGGCAACCGCCGCGCGGCGCGAUCUCGGACUACCUCCCGGCAACGCUUCAGGAGGAGAGAGAGGGGGUCGCGAUGGCAAGGACAAGAAAGCCAUGGUACCAGUGCGGGACAUGAGCGCACGGUCGUUGGGGAAGCUGGUCGUGGCAAAGAUGACCGAAGCGGCGGCGCCGCCGGACUUCCUCGAGCAGGUCUUCGCGAAACAGCGAUCGGAGCAACUCAAGUUCCUCGGAAUGCUGUUGCAGAGGAUCCAAGAGGAGCUCGACGUUUUGUCUACGGGGACUCCUGGCGGCGGGUCCGUGAUGCAAGCGUCUCGGGUGGUGUCCUACCUCCAGCAGGUGAUUCGACCCAAGCACGGAAUGGGGUGGACACGCGAUCUCCGAGAAAUGCUAUCCCUUGCUGUGGUAAUCGACAAACUCCGACAGGGUCAGGUAGCCGAGGCCGGGGACGUGUUGGCGGCUCGGUUCCUUGCCAUCGAAACAGCCAUGAACGAUGGGAGUUGGACGGCCGCCCAGCAUUUGGAGUUGGCAGCUCCGGAGGCAUAUGGUGCGGUGACUCCCGGGGUCUUGCUGAAGACCAGGAAGCACGCGGUCUCGGCCGCCCGCGCAUCCGGAGCAUAUCCCCCUGGGCCCUGGAAAGGGAAAGGAUACCACCUCGACAAGGGCUACAAAGGCUACUACAAGGGAAAACCGAAAGGCAAGUGGGAGCUUCACAAGGGCGACGACGCCGAAGGAAAAGGCAAAGAGAAGACGGGAGAGAGCAGCAAGAAAAAGGACGAGAGGUGGAAGAAAUGA
Symbiodinium natans is the source of this 1698-nucleotide messenger RNA. NCBI's taxonomy places the organism in Eukaryota, Dinophyceae, Suessiales, Symbiodiniaceae. The record is from the annotation of a GenBank genome assembly.